Rubroshorea leprosula is the source of this 593-nucleotide messenger RNA. The record is from the annotation of a GenBank genome assembly. NCBI's taxonomy places the organism in Eukaryota, Viridiplantae, Streptophyta, Magnoliopsida, Malvales, Dipterocarpaceae.
AGGAUUGUAGUAAGUACAUGCUGAAUUGGGAGCUUUUUGUGAUGGUUGAAUCAUAUGUGAGGGAUUUGACAGCAGCAUUGGGAAAGCAACUAUCUUUGAAAACAGAGAAAGAUGUUAGCCUUGACUUGGAUGGUGGAGUCUAUAUUGAUCUUGAGGGAGGUGCUUCAAAGCAGUGCUUCAAAGUAGUGCUUUGUUGGUAUAAUAUUGAUUUGGAAGCAUUACAGCAUGGAAGCAAUGGAGUCAACAUUGGCUGGCGUAUGAAGACCAGUAAAGGGAGAUUCUUUGAGGUCAAUGCAGCUGAUGGACAGGUGUGGGGUAUGGAGUUCAUCCAUGGAAAUAAGGAAGAUUUGAAUGAGCAAAUCAAGGAUACUAAUAUGGGGAAGUUUAUCAUGGGUAGAUGUAGUGAUCUUGAUGAAUGCUUCUCUAGCUCGAGGCUCAAAUCUACUCAUAUGGAAAAGCCUUAGAGUUAGGGGGAUAUAGGGAUAUAGUGGAUUCUAUAAGCAUCAAUAGAGAAGUUUCUACCUUUAAUAUAAAUGUUUCAGAGGGGCUAAGUCAAAGGCAAGAACUGCUUUUAAUACAAAGUUCUCAACUAA